Brienomyrus brachyistius is the source of this 10693-nucleotide messenger RNA. RefSeq names its product proline-rich protein 36-like. The transcript is spliced from 4 exons. Bases 297 to 2324 code for a protein of 675 amino acids. Lineage: Eukaryota; Metazoa; Chordata; Actinopteri; Osteoglossiformes; Mormyridae. The record is from RefSeq and is a predicted model, not a curated record.
AUUGUGACGCCCGCUCCGUCCGCUCCUCGUGUGUGCCACGCCCCCUAAUUACCCACGUGUGAUUUCCUGAUCGUGCCCAGUCGUGUCUUGUUUCCUGCUGCCUUGUUUCAUGUAUUUAAGUUCCUGAUUUGUACUAACCCGUGUCUGUCAUUGAUGUUUCCCGAUGUCUGUUCUCGCCCUGUGUCCCUGCCUUCGUGCCAAGAAUAAACCCCGUUUUCCCGUAUCCCUCUUGCCUGCCUGCUCCUUCCGCACGAUCGCCGCUCUGCUCGCGAUCGCUGCCCACGACCCGUGACAGAAUGACAGACCAACUCAACAAGGCACAGCAGCAGACCGAGAGCCAACGUCUCGGUCUGCUGCAAGAGGUACACUACUGGCUGAACCAGCCCGACGUCCAGGAGGACCCCGUCGCGCUGCAAUUGGCCACCGACAGCUGCGAUCUCCUGCUGGCGAUGUCCCCAUCGGAGGGCGGGCAUCGUCUAGGAGAGGUGCGCUCCCACCUCAACCAGCUGGUUCAGCGCCUAACAGCGCGGAGGUUGGGGCUGGACGCACGGUGCGUCCCGGAGGUUGUUCCCCAGCCGUCCGUCCUGUCGGACGUGGAGCAGCCUCCCGCGGACACCAUGACAAAGAGGAAGAAGAAGAAGAAGAAGAAGCACGCGAUCGCCCCUGCAAUCGUUUUGGGAGCGUGCGCGCUCAUCCCCGCUUCUCUCCUAACCGGGGAAUUGGAGGACUCCCCGGCUGACCUCGACGUCAUCACCGCAGCUAAGCUGCCUGCGCUGGCAGCUUCCCCAGUCCGGGGAGAGCACCCAGCCGCCGCUGAGCUGCUACCGCCCCUCGAGCGGUACUACUUCCGGCCGGAGCGGCUGGCCAACAAGGGGGCCCGCGCGGUGCGGGACGCUAUCCCGCGUGUGCCCCGGGCACUUAAAGGGACCACGUCCGUCUUGCCCGCACGGGACCUACCGGUCCCGCCGCCUGCAGCCCCUGCUCAGCCCGAGCAGCCGCCUCCUGUGCCUGCAGCCCCUGCUCAGCCCGAGCAGCCGCCUCCUGUGCCUGCAGCCCCUGCUCAGCCCGAGCAGCCGCCUCCUGUGCCUGCAGCCCCUGCUCAGCCCGAGCAGCCGCCUCCUGUGCCUGCAGCCCCUGCUCAGCCCGAGCAGCCGCCUCCUGUGCCUGCAGCCCCUGCAGCUCCAGGGCAGGCGCCCCCACUGCAGCCACCUGCUGCAGCUCCAGGGCAGGCGCCCCCACUGCAGCCACCUGCUGCAGCUCCAGGGCAGGCGCCCCCACUGCAGCCACCUGCUGCAGCUCCAGGGCAGGCGCCCCCACUGCAGCCACCUGCAGCAGCUCCAGGGCAGGCGCCCCCACUGCAGCCACCUGCUGCAGCUCCCGGGCAGGCGCCCCCACUGCAGCCAGCUCCUGUUCCUGACCGUGCUCCUGUUCCUGACCGUGCUCCUGUUCCUGCAGAGGCGCCCCCUCUGCAGCCGCCUGCUGCAGCUCCCGGGCAGGCGCCCCCACUGCAGCUACCUGCUGCAGCUCCCGGGCAGGCGCCCCCACUGCAGCCAGCUCCUGUUCCUGACCGUGCUCCUGUUCCUGCAGAGGCGCCCCUCUGCAGCCGCCUGCUGCAGCUCCCGGGCAGGCGCCCCCACUGCAGCCACCUGCUGCAGCUCCCGGGCAGGCGCCCCCACUGCAGCCAGCUCCUGUUCCUGACCGCGCUCCUGGUCCUGCAGAGGCGCCCCCUCUGCAGCCGCCUGCUGCAGCUCCCGGGCAGGCGCCCCCUCUGCAGCCGCCUGCUUCAGCUCCCGGGCAGGCGCCCCCACUGCAGCCGCCUGCUGCAGCUCCCGGGCAGGCGCCCUCACUGCAGCCAGCUCCUGUUCCUGACCGCGCACCUGUUCCUGACCGCGCUGCAGCUCCCGGGCAGGCGCCCCCUCUGCAGCCGCCUGCGGCAGCUCCCGGGCAGGCGCCCCCUCUGCAGCCGCCUGCUGCAGCUCCCGGGCAGGCGCCCCCUCUGCAGCCGCCUGCUGCAGCUCCCGGGCAGGCGCCCCCACUGCAGCCAGCUCCUGUCCCUGGCCGCGCUCCUGUCCCUGACCGCCCUGCUGCAGCAGCUCCAGAGGCGCCCCCUCCGCCUGCAGCAGCUCCAGAGGCGCCCCCUCCGCCUGCAGCAGCUCCAGAGGCGCCCCCUCCGCCUGCAGCAGCUCCAGAGGCGCCCCCUCUCCCUGCUGCAGCUCCAAGUCCUGUCGCCCUGGUCCCUGAGGUGGUCCCGGAGGACUCCAUCGUGGCUCCUCCCUCUUCAGAGGUGGAGGAGCUUGAAUGGGACCCCUCGGGGACCACACUAGUGACUCCUUCACCCUCACCCCGGCGACAUCGACCCCGACCGGGGGUCGGUAUGUCUGUGUCCCGCAGAGGGAGGGGACACAGACGUCGGACUGGGGUCCCUCCCGCCCUGCCCCCUGGCUCGCCCUCCCUCGCCUGCGCUCUGGCUCGGUUGGCGCCUGCGGGUCCUGGCCCUCCGGGUCGGCUGUCGCCUGCGGGUUCCCCUCCAGUACCUCGUCGCCCCGCCUCGCUCCCCCCUCCGGUGCCUGGUCGGCCGCCUGCGGGCUCCCCGACGGCGGCUCCUCGGUUGCCUGCGGGGCCCCUACCUCCGGCCCUCCGCCGGACGUCGCCGCCUGCUGCGGCUCCCCCCUCCUCCGGGCCUUCGCCGUGGGCCCCUCCUGCUCCCUCGUCCCCUUCCCCGGUGCUCCCUCCUGCUCCCUCCCUGGCCCCUCCGCAGGUCCCUCGCCCUGCCUCCUCGGCCCCUCCGAGGUCCCCUCCGGCUCCGGCCUCCCGGCCGCCUGCGGCCCCUCCAGCUGCCUCCCGUCGCCCGCUGGGGCUCCCUCGGGCUCCCCUUCCUUCCUCCUCCUUCUCUCCCUUCUUUCCUGUCCCUGUCCCGCCUGUCUUUGUUCCUCCUCCUGCCUUUGUCCCGCCGUCCUCUGUUCCUGGUCCCUUUGUUCCGCCCCGCUCUGUUCCUGGUUUCCCGUCGUUCCCUCCCAUCACUCCCGCUCCUUUUGUUCUGCCUGUUCCCUCUGUUUCUCCCUUCCUGGUCUGUCUGUCGGCUUUUCCUGUCUUGUGUAGUGUCCUGUCCUGGCUCCUGCCUCUUUGUCAGUUUUGCCUGUCUGUCUUGUUCCCUGUUCCCCGUUGAUUUUUUUUGCCCUUGUCUUUCAGGUUCUGGUUUCCCGGUCUCGUCCCGUCCUUCGCCUCCUCCCGGGCGCGCCCGGUGUAGCGCGCCUUUGGGGGGGGGUUCUGUGACGCCCGCUCCGUCCGCUCCUCGUGUGUGCCACGCCCCCUAAUUACCCACGUGUGAUUUCCUGAUCGUGCCCAGUCGUGUCUUGUUUCCUGCUGCCUUGUUUCAUGUAUUUAAGUUCCUGAUUUGUACUAACCCGUGUCUGUCAUUGAUGUUUCCCGAUGUCUGUUCUCGCCCUGUGUCCCUGCCUUCGUGCCAAGAAUAAACCCCGUUUUCCCGUAUCCCGCUUGCCUGCCUGCUCCUUCCGCACGAUCGCCGCUCUGCUCGCGAUCGCUGCCCACGACCCGUGACACAUAUAUAACCGCACACACACACACACACAAAUAGAUUAUAUGUUAUAUAUUAGAUAAGUGGCAGAAAAAUCGAUGGAUGGAUGGAACUGUAUGAAAAAUAAUGCUGCUUAUGAAAGUAGGUAAGUAAGAAUUUCAGGUUAGAAUUUCAUUGUGCCUUGUACGCAUGACACUGCUUUCUUAGAAACUUAUACUGCCAUUAAAUUUUGAAGACACUGUACAAAGAAGGACACAAUAGUGAUCGGAAUAUUUUUUUCUUGUCUGUGAAAAUAUACAGCUCUUCUGGACACUCAUUCUUAAAAAAAUCAGAUGCUACUUUAAUACUAUCUGUACCGUUAGUAAAGACAAUGUUCCGUGACAAAACGUGACCAUACUGCCACGCCAAUUUCUGGUGGCACUGCACGUCGCGCAUGCGUCUUGUUAUCCGCAUGUAAGUGCACAGACGAAGCCGGAAUCAACACAGAAAACACGUGGCGGCCAGACUGGUACCUCUCCACGCACGUAUAAGCGGACGUGUUUGUAUAGACUUUUAUGAUGCAUUUUACUCCUCUGCGGACGACCGCCUGCCGCACUACAAAUUUGCCUUUAAAUGCCAACAUAGAUGAUUUUGAUGAGGAUUGGGGUAGUUUGCAAACCCUACAGCCAAUUUUCAAGGUAAUAGAACUGUUGCAUACAUAUAAAUGCGUAUGCAUAUGUGUGCAGACUUGUCCCAAAUUGAAAAGCUCACGCCAGCCAGUUGAUCAAAGUUGGCAGCCCCGUGAACUGCCGCUCUGAAUUUGUAAAACGUAGGGAAACAUACACAGACCUCGCGGCUGUGGUACGUGUGCAGGGAAUAUCAGAAUUACUACUAAUAAUACUUAAAUAGGGCACGUGCACAUGUGUAAAGUACAUAGCUUGACCAGAGAAAUAUGAACGUUUCCAUGUACGCAUACGCGGUGUAAUACGCGAGUGCUGCGCUUUGCGGAGAACCAGCCUAGUUGCGUCCGCGUUGGGAGCGUCGAGUCGGCGCGCUGCUGGAGAGAGGUGUGUGUCCAAAGUGGAUUAAAAGACGUUCAUAUUGUGACCUAAAGACAAACUCACUUUUAGUGGUAAUCUUUGUUGUGUAAUUUUAUGGUUAAUAUGUUUGAUGAAUGCUGUUUGUAAUUUUAUUUACCUGUAAUUAAGCCUAUUAGUUUAACAUGCGCGUCAUUUCGGCGCGUCUUCCCGCCGGCGUCGCGCGGGCGACCAACAUUUCCUGAGGUAAUUCACAUAUUUGACUUUUUAUAUUUUAUGUAUCGUACAGAAUAAUAGAGCGCAGGCUAAAGUGCAGUUCGGCCCCAGCGAGUCUCUCAGCGCGGCGUGUCUCACAGCGCAGGGGGCAGCCGGAGCGCCGCAGACUCGGGCGGCUACAUGAGUAUAUUGGGAAUAAAAUGCUCCUGCCAGCUGACGCUGGACCCCAACACUGCAAACAGAGAAGUGUCUCUGUCAGGGGGGAACAGGAAGGUGACAUGGGGGGGGGGGGGCAAACUCCCCCAUGUCGCUGUGCAUGCUGGGAUAGCUCACUGUGUGCUGGAGGAAUCAUUUUUACCGUAUCAGAGUCUCACAUGUCGCUGCUUCUCCGUGGCAAAAAGGUAAAAUCUCUGCUUUAUAACCAGUAUAACCCUUUUUACUCUGUCUGAAGUGUGAUGUAUGUUAAUAAAACAAGUAAUUGGGUUCUGUAAGCUGAACAAACAUACAAAAUGACUGUUUUUCUCUGACUUAUGUUCUAUGUUGGCUGUUAAUGCACCAAAACUGCCAAAACAAAUUCAUAGUACAUGCAGUUGAGGUAACUUAGUAAAGAGAAUGAUAUAAUCAAAUUAAUCAUAUAUUAACUAAGUAAACAUAAAUAACAUAAAAUCUUAAUAAGUCACGUUAGUACAACAACAACAGAAAGGCACCUGAUCAUCAAUGAAGUAGUGUAGGUGAUUACCAAUUACCAGAAAAAAAUCACAUAAAUCCUGUUUCAUUAGGAAUCCUGAGAUAUAUACAGUACUGUGCAAAAGUCUUAGGGAGUCAUAGGAAAUGUUUAAAGCUAUUUAUCUGGGUAGUAAAUUAAUAUUUUCUCAGUAUUAAAAACAAAUUUUAAUAUUAGAACAUGUGCAAAUUAUGAGUAAAACAAAAAAAACUAAAAGGAAUUUCUUAUGUUCUCCAAAAAGUUACUGAUAUCUUGUUGGAUGGCUAGAUGAACACCAAUAUGGUUCCUAAACCUCUCCUCAGGUUCACCUCGGCCAUUUCAUGUAUUUGUUAAAUUUCACCACCAGCUCAAUUCAUGAAACUAGUUUUAUAAAGUCACUGAGGUACUGAUUAGCUAUAUGAGGUGAGCUAGUGGUCAUGUCAAAAAAUACAUGAGUAUAUUGAAAAUACUGCCAAUACUGGGAUGACUUUAGAAGAGAUUUUGAAACGGUUAAGGGCAAACAGUUUGACAGACAUAAUAUCAUAGGUUUAAAUCAACAUGGAGAUCAUUUUAAAAGUUUAUGUGACUGCCUAAUAUAUAUAUAUAUAUAUUAAUAUAUAUAUGUAUGUAUGUAUAUAUGUAUAUAUAUAUAUAUAUCCAUCCAUCCAUCCAUCCAUUGUCCAAACCGCUUACUGGGUCGCGGGGGGUCCGGAGCCUAUCCCGGAAGCAAUGGGCACGAGGCAGGGAACAACCCAGGAUGGGGGGCCAGCCCACAGCUGUUUCUGCUCCCAUUGCAUUAAUAUGGAAGCUAUCUGCUUGUGUUGAUGUUUCGCCUGAUAUUUCAGGUGAUAUUUCAGGAUGCAGGCGGGUGGACUGGGUGGUAUUACUGUUAUAGUAGGGUUUGCUGGAUAGAUGGGCGAUUCACAGUUUAUAUUCCAUGAAAGUCCACAUAUAUCAUUCCAUUCACCCUACUCAUGUACACCAUCACAGUGGCCGGCGUCCAGGCAGGAUGUUCACCUGCACUUUUCAAUCUCUUAAUGCAUGUUACAGUGAGCAGCUGCCAUUCUGGGAAAGUCUGGCUUCCCUCUUGGGGACAUGAUCAACAGAAAAACGUGUGAAAGAUGAUGUGUUUUGGGGCAACUCUCAGGGGGGAGGCUGAUUUAUCACUAUUUGCCCAAUUGUGAGUCAAAGUCAGAAAACAAAAGCCUUUGUUCUGUUUUGGGCUCCGGCGCCCAGAUGGGGUGACUGGCCCUGCAGGCUGUUUGACUUCACUGGCUUGUUGUCAGACAGUUUAGCUGUACCUGUGGCUCAGAUCACGUGGGGACUUGUGGAACCCAUCAGCUGGGUCCAAUAAAUCUGACUGCCGUAGUCACAGUUAGCAUUAGCACAACUUCUCUAUCCAUGGCCUUCUCACUUCAUAAGUCGAAGUCAACUCUACUGUCAUUGUGUAUGAGCACAACGAAACGGGAUAGUAGGGCCAAUAAAGGCAGUAGAAUAGAAUAAAUAACAAUAAAGGCAGUGCGACAAUUAGCGUCCUGAAUAUAUAUAUAUAUAUAUACACACACACAUAUAUAUAUAUAUAUAUAUAUGACAUUGCUAAUGGCCACAUUCGGAUUCAGAUAUAAAGUCAAAGUAAUUAAAAAUCUGGGGCCGAGUGCCUGAAAGACUACAAGUCCUGCUACAGGUUGUCCUGUAACUAAUAGUUGUCCUAUGGACAGAUUCCCCCACCUGAGCUGUAGAUCUCUGCAGCUCGUCCAGAGUCACCAUGGGCCUCUUGGCUGCAUUUCUGAUCAGCGCUCUCCUUGUUCGGCCUGUGAGUUCAGGUGGACGGCCUUGUCUUGGUAGGUUUACAUUUGUGCCAUACUCCUUCCAUUUCUGAAUGAUCGCUUGAACAGUGCUCCGUGGGAUGUUCAAGGCUUUGGAAAUCUUUUUGUAGCCUAAGCCUGCUUUAAAUUUCUCAAUAACUUUAUGCCUGACCUGUCUGGUAUGUUCUUUGGACUUCAUGAUGUUGUUGCUCCCAAUAUUCUCUUAGACAACCUCUGAGGCCGUCACAGAGCAGCUGUAUUUGUACUGACAUUAGAUUACACACAGUUGCACUCUAUUUAGUCAUUAGCACUCAUCAGGCAAUGUCUAUGGGCAACUGACUGCACUCAGACCAAAGGGGGCUGAAUAAUUACGCACACCCCACUUUGCAGUUAUUUAUUUGUAAAAAAUGUUUGGAAUCAUGUAUGAUUUUCGUUCCACUUCUCACGUGUACACCACUUUGUAUUGGUCUUUCACAUGGAAUUCCAAUAAAAUUGAUUCAUGUUUGUGGCUGUAAUGUGACAAAAUGUGGAAAAGUUCAAGGGGGCCGAAUACUUUUGCAAGCCACUGUAAACCACAGGUAUCACUCUAACAGUAAGAAGGGUGAUCCGCUUACGACUGACAUGCAGUAGAGACAGGAUCCCAUCCAACACAGGACCCACUAUAGGCUCACACAGAAAUAAAGGAGAAAAACACCAGCUGCCUUUUCCAAGCUGUUUACAUUCCUGCGCUUCCUCAUGGUGACAGUAACAGCCCGUGUCACAUGACCACUGUCAUGUCAUACCCAUCACACCUGCCUGACCCUCCUGUCUCCUCACUAGCGUGACCCUCAUGAUUCAUGCCUGUUGCUUGUUGCCCCUCGUUAGUCUUUGCAUUUAAGUAUCUAUUUGUCUCGUCAGCCCCAGUCCGGUCAUUGAUGUUAAACCUUCCUGCUGCCUGUGACCUUCCCGGUUGCCAGUCCUCCCAUUUGUGAUCCCUCACGAUCCUCUUUGUUUCCAGUCUCAGCCCAUCUAGUUCAGCAAACCCCCUUUUUGUUUCACUACCAAUGAUACAGAGAUGAGAGUCUUUUACCAAGCGUACAGUGUCCAGAGUGGAUGAGCAUGACCACAGUGAGAAGAGGAUCUGAUGGAUGGAGGACCUAAGUACCAUAAUCUUAGUAACGCAUGAGCAGAAUUGGACCAUAAGAGGAACUGGCCGGCUCCAUCUCACACAUGCUAAGGUGGAUGAAAAGAUACAACCAAGUUUGUGUCGUGAUUUACGAAGACCUACCCCUGGGAAAGGAUAAUCUGCAGCCAGGAGAUUGGAUCCUGGUCAAGGUCCUGUUGCGAAAGGAUUGGAGCACGCCUCGGUGGGACGGACCUUAUCAAGUCCUCCUCACAACACCAACAGCGGUGAAAAUAGCAGAGCGACCUUCCUGGAUACAUAAGAGUCACUGUAAGCCCAUCAAGCCCGUAUCAGAGACCUCUGUACCUUCGGAGUAGCAGUGGAAGUCCGCUACAAAGGCGCAGCAAUCAAUAGGAUACUGACGUCUCAACCCGGUGAAGAAAACAGCUGAUCUGCACUCCAUUUACAAUGGCUCUGAUUGGGUGGGGAUGUGGUAAGGUAACUCUCGGUGUAAUUCUCUUUAUGGGAAUUGUUGGUCUGCUUCUGCACUCACCAGAGCAGGUGUUUCACCCACCUAGAUGGACACAUGACGGCUCCCACCUGAGACCUAUCUCCACAAAUGAGACCCAUCCUUUCCUACAAAAUUACUGGUACCGUUAUGUUUAUGAUUCAGCAAAGAAAGACAAUUUAACUAAUUGUUAUGUCUGUACCCACAUGCCAUCUCAUGCCGACGGAUUAACUAUAUAUGGGAAACCUAUGAAUAAGUCACAAGCAAAGUGUGCUGCCUCUUUUGCAGGUGUAGGCUAUCAGCAUGAUAAUAUAAAAAUAAAUGACACAGAUCCAUAUACUGCUGGUUUGGAUAAUGGCGUAUGUGCACAGCAGUUUUGGAUCGAUUUUGCUAUAAAAGUGUCAAAUAUAUCCUUACCUUUAUCUGUCCACCUGAACAUGGACCCUAAAACAUUUAAUCACUCAAUGUGUUAUGACCAAAUGAAUGGCACCCACCAUAUGGGGAACACCACCAACUGUGCCCAAAUACUAGUACACGGAGAAGGUGCCCCGGUAAACAUAAGUGGAUUUAGUAAUGGCACCUACUGGGUGCAAGGAGUAGCUUGGUUAUGUGGACCCCGCGCAUAUUUCGUUUUGCCCUAUAACUGGUAUGGUGUGUGCGCUCCAAUCUUUGUGUCAGACCAUACUUUCCUGGUGUCACUGUCGUCUACACCAGCGAACCGCAGGCGCCGGUCCAUCAUAACUACAGCUUCUCUCCGUCCUCAUGACAGUGUCUGGGGUUCAGAUGUUCCCCAGGAGUUCAAACAUUGGUCUACAGACCAGAAAGUAUUAAUGUCUCUUUUUCCCUGGGUAGGAACAGCAAAGAAUACGUUAUGAUUAGAAACUAUUGAUUAUCGUUUGGGGCUGUUCAUAAAUAACUCCAUCAUAAUAAAUGAGCAACAGAAUGGAGAGAUAGAUGCUAUUAAACAGAUGGUCAUUCAGAAUAGAAUGGUUUUAGACAUACUUACUGCUGCACAAGGUGGUGUAUGCGUGCUUUUAAAUAAUACCUGCUGUACAUAUAUUCCCGAUAAUGUGCACUCACCCAACAUGACUACAGCCUUGGACCGUCUGCGAGAACUUCAAAAGAUCAUGACCUUAGACCCUCAUGCUGGCCCCUCAUGGUUGAAUUGGUUUCUUACUGGGUCCUGGUGGCAGUUACUGCUAAAGUUCUCACUCCCCAUUCUUGUUACAUUAUUAUUUGUAUGUUGUUGUUUCAUUUGUAUUAUACCCUGCCUCCGUUCCAUGAUACAACAUACUUUUAAUUCUGUUUUUCUGCUAUACACUGCAGAAGAACGAAUGGAUUUACUAACCUUGUCUAGCCCUCUUAAUAAUGAUGAUGAUGUGAUCUGAAUGACGGUUGUGCUGAAAGUGUUUUUGCAAAUUGUACAAUACUGAUGUUUCUGAUCAUACUGUCAUGAUAAACAGGAGGGACUGUUAGGUUGAAGAAACUGUUAGUAAUCAUUUGUUAUCAUUUCUGUAUAAUCAGCAAUGAGUGUAAAUAUGUAUAUACAUUAUUUUGUUUUCCUUUACCUUCAUACUUUAGAUUAUAUUAGUUUACACGUAUCCUGAGCACGUGUUUAAAUAGUUGUCUACCUGAGUAAAACCAGAACUUCUUCUUACUCUCACAGUCUUUUCUUUGUUCUCACUCCAAGACCCCUGCCCCCCAUUGACUAUAAAUAAAGGUGCCAAGGGGAACCACCCUUUGUAACACAUUCCUUUGUAGCCUAGCAUGCAGAGAGUGUGGUUACCCUUGUGCAAGUAAAACUCUAA